Suillus subalutaceus is the source of this 1009-nucleotide messenger RNA. RefSeq names its product DUF431-domain-containing protein. Gene Ontology annotation, biological process: peptidyl-arginine methylation. Bases 187 to 777 code for a protein of 196 amino acids. The transcript is spliced from 6 exons. Gene Ontology annotation, molecular function: protein-arginine omega-N monomethyltransferase activity. The record is from RefSeq and is a predicted model, not a curated record. Lineage: Eukaryota; Fungi; Basidiomycota; Agaricomycetes; Boletales; Suillaceae.
CAAAAUCAUAGCAAACCAACAGAUAUGCAAGCAGCUGCUCACACCAUCUGAUUCUGCAGCACGCCAUAAUUAACAUCACCACGGGAUCCUAAAUCGCACCGUCAAUCAUGACAUUCACAUACGUGAUCGGUGGGUCACAAUGCGGGGUCCGUGAAGGAAAUGUAGCUUCAUUUUGACACAGAACACAUGGAGGAGGAUGAAAUGACGCCAAAAUCUCUCCCGCCCUGGGUUGAGCUGGAAUAUGCGCAUAUGAUCACGUUGGCUGGCAUCAAUGGCCGGGUUGAGUUCACGCAUCUAUCGCACAACUCUAGUUCAUCGCUCGAUGCACGGCUGGCCCCUAUCAACAAAUCCGCUGCAUCAUACCAAGUUCAUACUCAGUCAGUAAUGGAACUGCUGGAGCAAAAUAACAUUUCGAUUUCAAGGGUAUGUCUUCUUGAUCCGAAAGCUCAAACAGCGCUCGCUCCGGAAGAUGGCAAGAUUUUUGAUCAUUUCUUGUUUGGGGGUAUACUAGGUGAGUACAUCGAGGCUUCUUACUCAUCAGAUUUUUCUGGACAUUGGACACCAGGUGAUGAUCCCCCUCGUGAUCGAACAUCUGAGCUCCGUCAACUUGGUUUCCCUUCGCGUCACCUGGGUUCAAUGCAGAUGACAACUGAUACCGCGCUCGGUGUAACGAAGCGAGUUGUCGAUGACAAAGUGCAACUGAAUGCGAUACCAUACGUGGACUUUCCAACUAUCAUAUUCAAUGCUAAGGAAAGUGUUGAAAUGCCUUUUCGUUAGUGAUACUCCCGAAUUACAUUAGGUCAGGGCUAACCGCAUCUUUCACCCGUGGCCAUCGUGGAAUUUUAACAGGGUAUAUUGUCAACGGCAAAGAACCCAUUUUACCCCCCGGAAUGCGGGAACUUCUCCAUGAGGAUCUUAACAAAAGUUUCGACUUCUAAAACCACUUACAAUGUUACAUGGUAACUGCCGUUAUGAGGUUUACACAUGUUAUACUACGGAAUUGAAACCU